CGGUCGCGGUGGCUUCGCCUCGUCUGCUUCGUACGCCAUGAGCUAGUUUUGACGUCAACAGCGAUCUCUCAUCAGAGUCAACACUGUGAGUACUUCGACGAGCCGAUUCUUGCGUCUCUCGCACGCGCACCAAGUCGCCCUGUCCGACUCGCCAGUGCUGGGGCUGUCGCGACCCGCGUCAUACCUACGUACCUCGUAGGCUAGCUUCAACCCUCUCGCUCGCGGCCACCUCCAACGGCUCUCCUUUUGCCAGCCACGACACCAGCCGGAGCUCGCCCAUCCAUCACAGCCCGUCCCGCGAUGGGCGUUUUGAGCAGCCGCGAUGCAACAACGUCGAGAUGAAAUCCUUGCAAAGAAGGCGAAGCUCGCAGAACUCAAACGCCAGAGGGAGUUGCGACAGAGCCAGUCGGCAGCUGGACGCCAGAGCAUAGGCGGGCACAGCGAUCUUAUAUCGCCGACACCCGGGCGAGCCGAUAAUCGUCGCGAAAUCGAGUCUCUAAUCAACAGCCUUGUUGGAGACAGCCGGCCCGGGUCGACCACAACAGGUGGUGCGGCGUCCCCAGCCGCCCGAGGAAGCAGACCCAAUAGCGUCCUCAGCGCCGGCGAAAUAAGCAACGGGACGUCCGACUUCACGGGGACACAGAAUGGACAGGCCGCAUCCGCCGCGGCCUCUGCCGCGCCGCCUCCUCAAAUCACCCUUAGCACCGUGCCUCUGACGACCGUCUAUGCAUGCCCGCCAUCGCCCGUCAAGGAAGUCUUCUCCUACAGCAAGGGUGUUCAGACGACAGAUGACUGGUCGUCAACCCCUACAAGGCCACGGGCGCAGUCGAUUGCUUCGGAUGGAGACGAUUACACUGGCACGGCCUCGACUCCAAACAAGAAGCUCAGCCGCAGGGAGCGGGACCGGGAGGAAGAGCUACGGCAAAAGAUCCGAGAAGAGGUUGAGCAGGAACUGAGGGCUACAAAGGAGCUCCUCGUCGAUGGCUCGGCUCCCGCCCACUCGUCUAGCUCAACAAACUGGCUCUCCAGGGACCUUACCACCGAGGAGCUUGAGGCGGUCACUCGCUCUGAAGAGUUCGUCGACUUUCUGGAGCAAUCUACCAAGGUCAUCGAGAGGGCCAUCGACCAGGAAACUUAUGAUAUCCUCACCGACUAUGCCCUGCAUGGAAAGGAUCUCGACGACGAAGACGAAGAGAGCGGUAACACAGGCGGCCGAGGCGCUCACCGCAUAAAGGAGGUCGCACAGUUCUUUGACGAGCGCUGGUCCAAGAAGCGCAUGAUCAGCAGCAUCGAGUUCUCGCCCAAGUUUAGCGAGCUGCUGCUUGCUUCGUACACCAAGAACCCCACCGCGCCGCAUGAGCCCGAUGGCCUUGUGCAGAUCUGGAAUACACACAUGCACGACCGCCCAGAAUACGUCUUCACCGCCCAAUCGGACAUUCUUACCGCCAAGUUCUCCCCGUAUCACCCAAACCUCAUCAUCGGCGGUUCCUAUAGCGGCCAGGUCCUGUUGUGGGACACCAGGGCCAAGGCGGCGCCGGUGCAGAAGACGCCCCUUACAGGCUACGGCCACGCGCACCCGAUAUACUCUGUUGACAUUGUCGGAACCCAGAACGCGAAUAACAUUAUAUCUUGCUCCACUGACGGUGUAGUCUGCGGCUGGAGCAUGGAUGUGUUUGCGCAGCCCCAGGAGCUCCUCGAAUUGAAGAAUCCAAGCCAGGCCAAGGUGGCUGUCGAGGACGUCAGCCCGACUUGUCUGUCAUUCCCCCAAACCGAUCCAACCUUCUUCCUCGUGGGUAGUGAAGAAGGCACCAUCUUUCCAUGCCACAGAUACGACCGCGCAGGGGCAAAGGCAGGCGUUGACAAGAAGAUCAGCUACAGGGGCCACACAGCCCCUGUCAUGUCGGUCGACUUUCACCCAGCGAGAGGUCCCGUGGAUCUUGGGGACUUGGUCAUCUCGUCGUCUCUGGACUGGAGCGUCAAGCUAUGGAAGGUACGCGCACCGGCCGCAACGUCGACCAUCGGGGCGGCCGACGGCAGCAUCGCGCCGCUCAUCGACUUUGUGCGCGAGGAUGUCGUCUACGACGCCAAGUGGUCCCCGGUCAAGCCGAGCGUGUUCGCGCUCGUUGACGGCGCGGGCUGGCUGGAGCUGUGGGACAUCGCUGUGGAGACGGAGGAGCCCGUGUCGCGCAUCUCGCCGAGCGCGCGGCAGGAGGGGCGGACGAUGCUGUCCAAGAGCCUCAACAAGCUGGCAUGGGAGCCCAACGACGGGAAGCGGCUCGCGGCGGGCGGCAUCGACGGCUCGCUGACGGUGUUUGAGGUGAGCGGCGGGCUGGGCGGCAAGGAAGGGCUCAAGAACGAGGAAUGGACCAACGUCAAGAAGCUGGUGAACCGGAUGGAAGCUGUCGGCCUUAACGGGGCAAUGGCUGUCUAGCCUGCUUUUGUGCUCUUGGGCCCCGGAGGACGCGACGGAGGCAUAUUGCACUUUGUUGGUAGUUGUUGUGUACUACAUAUACCCCUUUGGCAGACGAGUCGCGGUGGUGUAUGAAGCUGACAGUGAUCAGACCGCCACUCCGUAUAAACACCAGGUACGAAGUAGUAGAACCGAUGCAAUCCUCUACCGAGACAUUCUAGGUCUAACGUCGUCUUGUUCCCUGUCUUGACGAGCUCAUCGACACCCAUCUAUGGUGACCUUUUUGGUUUGCGCCGAGGUUGGUCACGUGCUCGCAACACACGCACAUCCUCUGUUCCUCCACCAAAAAAAAAAAGGAUCUUCCUCGACUCCAUGACCCGAACCUGAGACGCGCGACCACCGCAACCGGGUCGUAUUUGCACACCAUCGGGCGCGCUCGCCACGAAGGAACGGUCGCGCGGCCAUGAUUCGUAGCCGUUGCGGAGCGUUGCGCGCGUCAAGCUCGCUCCGCGGAUAACUCAACAAGACAGUAGAGGUGGAAGACAAUGCUUCGCUUGCUGAAUCGGCAGGGUGGUGUCGCCGGUUUUUUUUAGUACGUAGUCUCAAUGGUACGCAAGGGACAGCACAUCCCGUUCGACUUCUUCAGAGCUUGUGACUCAGUUGGAGUCAGUCCCGGUGGCGAACAGUGACCCUGCCCGAAUGUAAUAGCCAGGAAUGGGUCAAUUACGCCUCAAGGGCACUUUGCCACGCCCAAAUUACUUGACGGCGGAACAAUGUAGCACUGCACUGAACGAGAUGCUCGACGUAACAAUGGAGGCUGAGGAUGACGGCUUAGCAUAUUGAGACUUUAAUCUUUCAUAACACGCUACGAAUCCUGCCACUACGAAUCCUGC
Purpureocillium takamizusanense is the source of this 3303-nucleotide messenger RNA. RefSeq lists its product as uncharacterized. Gene Ontology annotation, cellular component: cytoplasmic dynein complex. The transcript is spliced from 3 exons. The record is from RefSeq and is a predicted model, not a curated record. Gene Ontology annotation, biological process: transport along microtubule. Bases 323 to 2431 code for a protein of 702 amino acids. Lineage: Eukaryota; Fungi; Ascomycota; Sordariomycetes; Hypocreales; Ophiocordycipitaceae. Gene Ontology annotation, molecular function: dynein heavy chain binding; dynein light chain binding.